Molecule: messenger RNA, 750 nt
Organism: Yarrowia lipolytica CLIB122
Lineage: Eukaryota; Fungi; Ascomycota; Dipodascomycetes; Dipodascales
Cellular component (GO): intracellular anatomical structure
Molecular function (GO): oxidoreductase activity, acting on NAD(P)H, oxygen as acceptor
Source: RefSeq, a predicted model, not a curated record
AUGCCCGCUAUCAUUCUGACUGGAGCCUCGCGAGGAAUUGGACUCGCCAUUGCCAAGAUCCUCCUCUCCAAGAACCAAAAAGUGCUGGGAGUGUCUCGAUCCGAGGGACCUCUCAAGGAGCUCAAGGAGGCCCACCCUGGCCAGUUUGACUACGUCUGCGGCGACAUCACCUCCGGGACCACCUCCGACAAGGCCAUUGAGGCCGCCAAGAAGCUUGGCAACGGCAUUUCCGGUAUUGUUCUCAACGCAGGCAUCCUCGAGCCUGUGGCCAAGGUUGCUGACGCUAACAUUGCUGACUGGCGCAACAUUUACGAGGUCAACGUCUUUGCCGUGGUUGAUCUAGUGAGCAAGGCUGUUCCCGAGCUGCGAAAGACCCACGGCAAGUGCGUCUUUGUCUCGUCUGGUGCUUCUACCGGCAACUACGUGGGCUGGGCCGCCUACGGUUCCACCAAGGCUGCUCUCAACCACUUUGCCGCCUCUCUGGCCGUCGAGGAGCCCGAAAUCUUCUCUGUCUCCAUCGCUCCCGGUGUCGUCGACACCAACAUGCAGGUCAACAUCCGAGAGAAGCACUCUGGUGGCAUGGACCCUGCUGUUCACCAGUCGUUUGUGGACCGACACUCCAACAAGGAGCUCCUCGCUCCCGAGACUCCCGGAACCGUCAUUGCCAACCUGGCCAUCGAGGGUGGCUCCAAGGACAUUGACGGCAAGUACCUCCGAUGGAACGAUGAUGUGUUGGCGAAGUAUCAGUAA